UUUUUUUUUUCUCUUACUUUUUUAUCAGUAGUAUUUGCCUCAUUUUUUCAAAACAAGUUGGUUACUAUGUCUCAUUUAGCAUAUGGAAGAGGUCUAUCUUUGCUUUCCAAUGGUUUGUUUGCAAGUACUACUUUAACAGUGGCGGUGGUGACACUUCCAAGUUUGAAACGAUGCAAGGAUCCCAUACCUGUAUUUACGCGGACAUUGGAAAGAGGAGGCAAGUUGGCAGUAAGUAGUAUGUUGGUGUCUAGUAUUUGUCAUUUUUAUAUAUAUUACAAGACGCGCAAUCGACAAGCAUUAUGGUGUGGUCUCUUGUCGUUCAUCAGUGUGCCUUAUUCCAUUGUCUUUCUGCUUCCUAUCAACAAACAAAUCUUAGCUUUGGACCGUAAAUCCGCAGUCGCUCCCCCUGAUGCCGUCGCCAACUCCCAGUUCAUUGACUUGAUAGCUCAAUGGGGUUCCCUUCAUUGGUUUAGAGUUGUGGCUUCAAAUGUGGCAUUCAUCAUGAAUGUGUUUUCUUCGGUUUAGUUUUAGUUUUGUCUACUAGUUUUUUUUUUUUUUUUAUUAUUUCAAUCAAAC
This is a messenger RNA of Halteromyces radiatus, 576 nucleotides long. RefSeq lists its product as uncharacterized. Bases 67 to 525 code for a protein of 152 amino acids. The transcript has a single exon. The record is from RefSeq and is a predicted model, not a curated record. NCBI's taxonomy places the organism in Eukaryota, Fungi, Mucoromycota, Mucoromycetes, Mucorales, Cunninghamellaceae.